AUGAUGGAAGCAAUAAAAUCAUCAAAUUCUUUUAAAUGUGUUGAAAAAAUCACAAGGCCAUUGCGUCGUUUUUUAAAUAAAUUUCUUGACGAUUGGUCAUUAAGUUUUGCAGCAAUGCUUUCGUAUUAUUUAUUGAUUUUUCUUCUUUCAAUGAGCGUAGUAGUAGCUGGUAUAAUAGGCCUUUUUUUACGGAACGAUUUUGAUACACAACAGUAUAUAAAAGAUAAAAUCAUUAAUUCCAUUGCCACUGAUAAUAGCACAGCAGCUGACGUGAAAAAAGUAAUUGAUUUUGCUACCGAUAAAUUAACAAAAAACGCUAAUGGAUUUUUAAGUAUUGGUAUUGUUUUUACAAUUUUUGGUGCGUCUCGAUUAUUUGUUGCUAUCGAUAAAUGUAUGUGUAUUAUAUAUCGAAUACCGGAACGAGGAUUUAUCCGUCAAAAUUUAUUAGCUUUUGCGGCAGUUUUUAUAUUGAUAUUAAUUAUUCCAAUAAUGAUUGCAACUAGUUUAGUUUCUUCUGUAUUAUUCAGUAUAAUACCAAGUGAGGCUGGUCGUAUUGGAGCAUUGGCAGGUGGAAUCGGGCUCUCAUUACUUACAGCAUUUGUUUUUUUUGAGUUUAUAUAUUGGGUCAUUCCGAAUAAAAAAAUGUCACUUGUGGUUACAUGGUGUGGAUCUUUGAUUGCUGCUAUUACACUUGAAAUAUUUAUCACUUUAUUUCCAUUUUAUGUACAAAACUUUAUGAGUAAUUAUACAGGUCAACUUGGUUUUGCCGUUAUACUUCUUCUUUUUUUCUAUUAUUUUGCUACAAUAAUCAUUGUGGGUGCUCAAAUUAAUGCUGUCUUUUUUGAAAAUUAUCAAACAUUAGGUGGUGGAUUGGGAACAUGCGUAAGUCGUAUGCACGAAGAAUAUGGCGUUGGCGAUCUCAGAAGACCAUUGAUUGAUGGAAACAGUGAACCAAGAUCAUACACACAUUGA
Rotaria socialis is the source of this 972-nucleotide messenger RNA. The record is from the annotation of a GenBank genome assembly. NCBI's taxonomy places the organism in Eukaryota, Metazoa, Rotifera, Eurotatoria, Philodinida, Philodinidae.